This is a messenger RNA of Sporisorium graminicola, 2112 nucleotides long. RefSeq lists its product as uncharacterized. The coding region runs from base 1 to 2112 and encodes 703 amino acids. Gene Ontology annotation, cellular component: nucleolus. Gene Ontology annotation, molecular function: GTPase activity; RNA binding; GTP binding. Gene Ontology annotation, biological process: ribosomal large subunit biogenesis. NCBI's taxonomy places the organism in Eukaryota, Fungi, Basidiomycota, Ustilaginomycetes, Ustilaginales, Ustilaginaceae. The transcript has a single exon. The record is from RefSeq and is a predicted model, not a curated record.
AUGGCGACGCUCAAGACGCCCAUCGCACCGGUCCCGACCGCAACCGACUUCUUGGACAUCGUCCUCUCCAAGACACAGCGAAAGACGCCCACCGUCGUUCACCCAGGAUGGAAGAUCACGCGUAUCCGCUCCUUCUACAUGCGCAAGGUCAUGUUCACAAAGGAUGCUUUCGCGGAGAAGCUCGACGCCAUCCUCAAGGAGUUUCCCAUCAUGGACAACUUGCACCCCUUCGUCUCGUCGCUCCUCAACGUUCUUUACGACAAGAACCACUACAAGCUCGCGCUCGGUCAGCUCAACACCGCCAAGCACCUCAUCGAGCAGGUCUCGAAGGACUACAUUCGACUCAUCAAAUUUGGUGACUCGCUCUACCGAUGCAAGCAGCUCAAGCGUGCUGCCCUCGGCCGAAUGGCCACCAUCAUGAAGCGUCAAAAGGACCCGCUUGCAUAUCUCGAGCAGGUUCGUCAGCACAUGUCGCGUCUCCCACCCAUCGACCCCAGCACGCGUACGCUCCUUAUCUGCGGCUACCCUAACGUCGGCAAGUCGAGUUUCAUCAACAAGGUUACCCGCUCCGAUGUCGAUGUCAAGCCUUAUGCUUUCACCACCAAGUCGCUCUUUGUCGGUCACAUGGACUACAAGUACCUCCGAUGGCAGGUCAUUGACACUCCAGGAAUCCUCGACCACCCUCUCGAGGAGAUGAACACCAUCGAGAUGCAGUCCAUCACUGCGCUUGCCCACUUGCGCGCCGCUGUCCUCUACUUUAUGGACCUCUCCGAGCAGUGCGGCUACACGGUUGAAGCGCAGGUGCAGCUCUUCAACAGCAUCAAGCCUCUGUUUGCCAACAAGCCUUGCAUCCUCGCCAUCAACAAGACCGAUGCCAAGCGACUCUCGGACCUCGAGCCCGAGCGCGCUGCCUUGGUGCAGAGCAUCAUCGACGAGUCCGAAGGCAAGGUCAAGCUCACCGAGCUCAGCACAUACACCGACGAGGGUGUCAUGGAGACAAGGAACCUCGCCUGCGACGUGCUCCUCGCAUCGCGUGUUGAGACCAAGAUGAAGGGCAGCAAGAUCAACGCCGUCCUCAACCGACUCCAUGUUGCUCAGCCCAAGUCGCGUGACGAUGUCCCGCGUUCCGCUUACAUCCCUGAGGCGAUCGCCAAUGGCUCUGUCAAGAAGCACGACUCCAAGGACGCUGAGCGCCGCAGGACGCUGCGCGACGAGCAGGAGGAGAACGGCGGUGCCGGUGUGUUCAACAUUGACAUCAAGCGCGACUACAUCCUCGACAACGACGACUGGAAGUACGACCACAUCCCCGAGAUCUACGAGGGCAAGAACAUUGCUGACUUUGUCGAUCCGGACAUCCUCGACAAGCUCGACGCGCUCGAGCGCGAGGAGGAGAAGCUCGAGGCCGAGGGCUUCUACGCUGACAGCGAAGACGACGGAUCCAUGCUCGACGAAGAGGAGGAGGCGAUUCGCAGCGCUGCUGCCGCCAUUCGCGAGCGUCAGCAGAAGGCCAAGCUGGCAGCACAGGACCGAAGUAUGGUCAAGAACCAGGCGCGUGUGCCGCGCAAGUUCCAGGCGCGCACUCUCUCGCAGAUGGCCGAGAGGAUGCGUGAGAUUGGUGUGGAUCCAAGCAGCGUCACAGCGCGUGCCGAGAUGCUUGCCAAGGCUAAGGGUCUCGCUGGCAAGCGCAAGCGCUCUGGUGCUGACGAUGACGAGGACGCGGAGAUGGACGAGGAUGAUGAAGACGAUGAAGAGGCAGCCUGGGAGGACGACGAGGACAUGGACACUGAAGAGGCCGAUACCAGUGCUUCCAGAAAGGCGCGCAAGAGCAACGUUGGCGGACGCCUGCUCUCGUCGACCACAGCACCCGUUAACCGUUCGGGUGGCCACGUGAGCGCCCGUGCGGGUCCAGCACGUGUUUCGGCUUCGGACCGACAGCUGGCAGGUCUCAAGAACUCGGAACAGCUGGAGAAGGCGAGAAAGCUGCGCGAGUUGGCGCUUCGACCGGGCAACUGGCACGCCAAGGCGGGCGAGUCGGAUCGCGUCAUCAAGGAGAAGAAGCCCAAGUGGCUCUUUGCCGGCAAGCGUGGCAAGGGUACUUCGAGGUCGCGCUGA